UAUGAUAUUUAGUACAUCGUCGGCAGCACAUCGCCACCGAUUGGUCUCCCGAUAAUAUGCUAAUAUUAUAAUUAUUGCACAUCGAAUCCCGAUGAAACGUGACACCUGAAGUCGCCAUCCGAAUUGUAUCCGCGGUCAUUUAGUUUUUUGACGUUGUUUUCGUAACUUGUCACUGCUCUUUAUCACAAAAAAAAAAAAAAAAUGCCGGACUUCGACAGUAUCGGAGGAGAGGAGGUUUCGAGCUGUAUGCCGAAGGUACAUUUGCAGUGGGCUUCCGGAUCGCAGCCGGUCAGGAAGUUGAGCGUUGUGUCGUUGCUACCCAAUAAGCUAAAAGAUUUCGUCGAGGACAGUGUGCGGUUGUGCAGGCCGUCAAACCUGUACAUUUGCGAUGGAUCCGAAGCUGAAAACACGAUGCUCAUCGAACGUCUGCUGGAAAACAACACCAUCAUUCCGCUGCCCAAGUACAAAAACUGUUUUUUGGCCAGGAGCAGUCCCAGGGACGUUGCCAGGGUGGAGAGUCGGACGUUCAUAUGUACCAAAAACAAGAGAGACGCAGUUAAUGUGCCAAAGGGUUCGGCUAAGGGGAUGCUGGGAAACUGGAUGAGUCUGGAAGAAGCGGACAGCGCGGUCGCUGAACGGUUCCCAGGAUGUAUGGAGGGUAGGACCAUGUAUGUUAUACCAUUCAGCAUGGGACCUCUAGACUCGCCUUACUCAAAACUUGGAGUCCAACUCACGGACUCGGCGUACGUCGUGUGCUCGAUGCGUAUCAUGACCAGGAUCGGCACAAAGGUGCUGGAAAAACUUGACUCUCCUGACGAUAGUGGCAACGGCGUAGGUUACUUCGUUAAGGCCUUACAUUCAGUUGGCCGUCCUGCUCAUGGUCCAGUCCAACACCCGCACUGGCCCUGUGACCCCGAUCGUACCAUCAUCCUACACAAACCCGAGAUGGAUGAAAUCAUUAGUUAUGGAAGCGGAUACGGCGGCAACUCGCUCCUGGGCAAGAAGUGUUUCGCUUUAAGAAUUGGUUCGUCAAUAGCUCAUCGCGAGGGUUGGCUUGCAGAACACAUGUUGAUCAUGGGCGUGACUAAUCCGAGGGGUCGAAAACGGUACGUGGCGGCCGCGUUCCCUAGUGCCUGUGGCAAGACCAACAUGGCCAUGAUGCAACCCACACUUCCAGGUUACAAGGUGGAGUGUGUGGGUGAUGACAUCGUAUGGAUGCGGUUUGACCGGAACGGACAGUUGAGGGCCAUUAACCCAGAAUUUGGAUUCUUCGGUGUGGCACCCGGCACAUCCAGAGCUACAAACCCCGUGGCCAUGGACACGGUGUUUGAGAAUACGAUAUUUACCAAUGUAGCACAAACCAGCGAUGGUGGCGUGUAUUGGGAAGGGAUGGAUAAACUGGAACCCGGAGUUACAGUCACUGCAGACUGGCAGGGUAAUCCGUGGACCCCCGGCGGCGCACCAGCCGCGCACCCGAAUUCCAGGUUCUGCACACCAGCAGCACAGUGUCCGAUUAUCGACCCUAAUUGGCAGUCCCCGGAAGGUGUACCAAUCGACGCCAUCUUGUUCGGCGGCAGACGUCCAUCUGGCGUGCCUCUGGUAUACGAGGCGUUUGACUGGAAACACGGGGUGUACGUCGGUGCUUCCAUGAAGUCUGAAGCCACUGCAGCUGCAGAGCACAAGGGCAAGGACAUCAUGCACGACCCGUUUGCCAUGCGGCCAUUUUUCGGAUAUAACUUUGGACACUACCUGCAGCACUGGCUGUCGAUGGAGACAGCGUCACCCAACGUCAAAGUGCCUAAAGUAUUCCACGUCAAUUGGUUCCGAAAAAAUGACCAAGGAAAAUACAUGUGGCCAGGAUACGGUGAAAACUGUCGUGUUUUGGAUUGGAUUUUGCGCCGGAUAGACAACGAACCCUUCACGGCACGACCGACACCCAUCGGUUAUGUACCUACCCGCGAAACGUUCGACGUCCAUGGACUAAAUGUGGACUUUGACGGGCUGUUUUCCGUCCCUAUCGACUUUUGGAUGGAAGAGGCCAAAGAAGUAGCAAAUUUUUUGUAUGAACAGGUAGACAAAGAUUUGCCAAAAGAUAUACAAGAACAAAUCAACAACUUGUUCAGACGUCUGAGUUCAAAUCAAUAAAACUAACAAUUCACACCUAACCUAUAGACUAUUCAAAUGUUCUCUUAUUGCACAUCAAAAACUAUUGCAUAUAUUAUUUUUUAAGUUAAUGAUUAACUGUUUUAAAGUAAUUUUAAGUUUAUUUAAAAGUAUAAUCCUAAACUAUUAUGUUUAUUUUUAUAAUUAUAUUAUUUAUUUAAAAUAUUA
Molecule: messenger RNA, 2331 nt
Organism: Rhopalosiphum maidis (corn leaf aphid)
Lineage: Eukaryota; Metazoa; Arthropoda; Insecta; Hemiptera; Aphididae
Product: phosphoenolpyruvate carboxykinase [GTP]-like
Exons: 9
Coding region: 202-2145 (647 amino acids)
Biological process (GO): hepatocyte differentiation; gluconeogenesis; response to starvation
Cellular component (GO): cytosol
Molecular function (GO): phosphoenolpyruvate carboxykinase (GTP) activity; manganese ion binding; GTP binding
Source: RefSeq, a predicted model, not a curated record